AUGUUUGAUGAAUAUAAGGAUGAAAAAGAUGCAAAGCAUGAGGAUUCAAAUGACUUAUUGAAUUCAAUUAAAGACGAGAACGAAGUUUCGCAAAAUGACAUCGAUGAAUCAAUUGAUGAAUCAUCAUUGAAAGACUUUGAAGAAUUUCAGACUAAAAUACAUUCAUUCUCUAACUCUCCACAGGAUAUUUUAUACCUUUAUAAUAGUUUAAUUCAAAAUAACAAUAGUGAUUUAGAAUUAUUUCAACAAAAGUUGAUUACUAUUGAAGAACUUGGAAUAUUACCACAAAUAAUUAGCUCUAUUCCUAACUUUGCACCUGAAAUUAUUGCUAUAUCUAUUGAAAUCAUAAAUUUAUUAAUUUCUACCUCAGACGAUUUAAUGAAAUUACUUACAGAAAUGAAUGGCUUUCUCAUGAUAUGCGAUAUCUCACUUGCAAAUAUAGAAAAUCUGCAAAUCGUCAUUAAUUGCAUCGAAUUCAUUAAAUUAUUUAUAGUUUCGCCAUCAAAUGACGAAAUAAUAUACUGUACAUGCGAAAAUGAAGUAAAUCCUAACUGUGUUUACUGUAAAUUGAUCAAUUUUCUUGAAAAUAUGAAAAAUCUUCUACAAUCGAAAAUUUACGAAUCCACGAGUUCGCUACUUGUUUCUUGCUUGAAUGUAUAUACUGAACGAAAUUACGAAAGAAUUCUUCAACUUUCAAUUGAUUUUAUUUCGAUUUCCAUUCAACAAGAAACAACAGAUGAUUUCCUAGCUAAAACAGUUUCAAACAUAACCAAUGGACUCAAACAAUUCGGAGAUGAAGAUGAUGAAAACAAAUUUACAAUUAUUAAAUUCAUUUUCGAAUCAGAAUUGCGAAACAUUCUCUUCCAACAGGAAUAUUCCACUCUAAAGAUACCAAUUUUCAAUUUAAUUAGUCAAUUAUUCCAAGAUCUGAUUAAUCGAAAAUUCGACGAACAUACAAACUCAAUAUAUGAUCUUAUGAACAAAUGCAUAGGGACUAUACCAUUGGAAUUCAUUACAACAUAUUUCAACGAAAAAUCAAAUCCAGACUUUUUGCCUUCAAUUGUUCAUUUAAUGACAAUCAUUGUUCAAGUACCAGUGACAACAAGUACAUUAGAUCCUGCUCUCCAAAAUGACAUAAGAUUCAAUAAUUUCAUUAUUGACCAUCUUAUCAACCAUGUUAUGUUUCUUUUGGACUCUGGCUCACUGAAAACCAAAGAGCUUGCUAUAGAAUUUCUUGAUUUCCUGUCAAAUAUUCCUACUUCUUCAAUUUUGAUGCAUAAAUUUUUAUCUCAACAAGAUGAAACAAGCGGACAGCUAGAAUUCAUUGAUAACAUUCAUAUGCUUUAUGAACUUGGUGAUCCUGAGAUAAAAAGAAAAGUUGUUACAGUAUUAAGUCGAAUUCUCCAACUUACUAAUAAAGAAGAAGUCAUAGAGAAGAUUAAUAAUACCUUCUGCGAAGAAGAAGAUGAAGAUGAUGACUAUUAA
This is a messenger RNA of Trichomonas vaginalis G3, 1485 nucleotides long. RefSeq lists its product as uncharacterized. Bases 1 to 1485 code for a protein of 494 amino acids. NCBI's taxonomy places the organism in Eukaryota, Parabasalia, Trichomonadida, Trichomonadidae. The transcript has a single exon. The record is from RefSeq and is a predicted model, not a curated record.